AUGUUAUCCAACGAUCGUCAACAUUUUGUAAAGCUUGUUAGAAAUCCUUAAAUAAAUGCAAUUUAAUAGUUAACAUAAUUAGUUACUUAAGCUAGUCGAACAAAAAGCACACUUCAUCCAUCUUCUAAAAGAAUUGCAGAAGUAUAAAAAUGUGAGAAAACUGAUAAAUAAGAAAAAGUUAUUCACACUACAAGAGAAAUUAAUUCAUAAUAAUCGAUUAGAAAUUAUUUCGAUAAUUCCACUUGUAAAAACAAUAAAGAGAAUUAACCAUCAAAAAAACUUACAUAUUAAGAUAAUCGAUCAUAAACUCCUAUAGCUUAAAAGAAUCCAAUUGUAAUUAAUACUCGAGGUAGAGGUUCUGUAAGUCCAUUAAGAUGUAUUUAAUAAAAUUAGACAUCGAAAAGCUAAAAUAAAUCAGCAUUUAAAUAGCCGGAAGAUCCUUAAAUUAUGGAUAUGGUAGAUAAUCUAAAAUAAAAUAUUUUGAGGGAUUUAUAAGAAGCCACUAAAAGAUAUUAAUCUCAUAAUCCUAAGCCUAUUGAAAUGCUCUAAAAAUAGAAUGAGAAGAUCAAGCAUUUAUUAGAUUAUAAGGAACCAUAAAUAAAAGCCCCUUAUUUUGACUAUUCAAGUCAAAAGAGCAUUAAAAAACCAGAAAUAUUCAACAAUAAUGAUGAAAGUUCUUAAAAUAAAUAAUAAUUUCUAGAAGAAUAAUCAUAAAUUUUAUAAUAACAGUUGGAAAUUAUAAAGUAAUAAUAAGAAGCUUUAAGAUAAUAAUAAAUAUCAGUCUUAAACAGCAAAUCUAAUUUAAAUAGUUUUUAUAAUCAAAUGAGAUAAUAACAGAAUGAGAGUAUUGAAGAUAUAUAUGGUAAAUCUUAAUUUACGAUAAGCAAUUUAUCAUCUAUUAUACCAAUAGAAAUAUCUACAAAUCAAAAUAAGAAGAUUAAUGUAUCUUUUGAAAGCAGUUUGGAACAAAAUCAAAUUAAUAUGUAAUUAGAAAUAGCAUAAGGAAAUGAUUGUAGAACAACUUUUGGACCAUCUUAAUUGGAAUCUUUUAUAAAAUCACCAACAUUAGUCGAACCAGAACUAUUCAGUGAAUAAUAAGUUAUGAAAGAAACAGUUAAAUAUGUUCAAUUAGAUAACAGUUAAGGAAAGAUUUCAUCAGCUAAAAGAUAUAGUAAUGAUGAGUAAGAAAUAGUUAAAUAGUAGGAACUUAUUGAUUAAGUUCCUCCACUUACAGCUUUCUCUAAUAAAUCUAAUAGAUAUGACUAAUUAAUGCAAAACUUUUAAAGUUUACGAAAAUUAAGUAGAGAACCUAGUUUUGUAAUAGAAACAAAAAAAUCAGUUUAAAUGAAUGAUUUAAAUCAUAUUAGUGAUUUUGCCAUUAUGGGAAGUUAAAGAGAGAGCAUUGCAUUGUGUCAAACUAAAUUAAUUACUUUUUAAGAGGUAAACAAUAGUUAAGAUGAAUGUGUACAAUCUCCAACUUCUUCUUUUUAAGUUAAGCAAUAAGUUUUAACUUUUGAAUAAGAGCUUGAUUAAAAAUCCUUAUAUUCAAAUCAGUCUUAAUAUGAUUAAAGAUCGAUAUAAUAAUUAUUACAAAAAUCUAGUUUAACUUAAUAACAGGCAUCUUCUUUUUAAAAAUAAUCUAUAUCAAUAUAAUAAAGUACAGAAUAGACAAACAGAAUACUAGAUAGUAUCAGGUCUAACGAAAGUUUAAAAUAAAGAACUGCCAGUUUUACAGAAUUUUUAAAAGUAAAAGAUGAAUUACCAAUCAAAAUUACUAAUGUUUAGAAAUUAUCUAUCAGACCAGGAAUAAGUAAUAACUUAUAAAUAAUAUAGGUUUCCUCCAAUAUAAAUAAUAAAAUAAAUAUUGA
Paramecium sonneborni is the source of this 1868-nucleotide messenger RNA. The record is from the annotation of a GenBank genome assembly. NCBI's taxonomy places the organism in Eukaryota, Ciliophora, Oligohymenophorea, Peniculida, Parameciidae.